AUGGUAAAUCAAAAUUUUCCAGGUCUAUUCGAAACAGAGGGUGUACGCCUGCCCGGGACAGAAUGUGACUACCAGUUCAGUAGAUCCGGGAACCGUCCCAGCCAUGGCCGGUUUUACAGCCCGAGAUACCCGUCCACAUACCCCAAUAAUGUGCGAUGUUCCUAUCAUUUUCAUGCCAGACCGAAAGACCGCGUCAAAGUAGUCUUUGAAGAAAUUUACUUGCAAAAAGGAGACGUAAGUUGCUUACGGCGGGCGGAUAUCAUCAAAGUGUUCGACGGACGAGAUACGAACGCCCCAACAAUAGCUAUGCUGUGUAACGAGAUUACAGGAUAUGAGGUGUUGUCUACGGGUCCGUCUUUGCUGCUUCAAUUCACAGCCAAUUCAGUAUCGCCAGGCCAAGGCUUUGCUGCUACUUACCACUUUCAGCCGCCACCCGACUCUACUGCAGCAGAUUCCGAUCGUCUCCUAAAAUUGAGUUUCGGGAAAGCGUUCGAGUCUCUCGGGCCUGAAGUAAGCGCUACAAGUAAGUGA
This is a messenger RNA of Leptosia nina, 531 nucleotides long. The record is from the annotation of a GenBank genome assembly. Lineage: Eukaryota; Metazoa; Arthropoda; Insecta; Lepidoptera; Pieridae.